Molecule: messenger RNA, 612 nt
Organism: Thyridium curvatum
Lineage: Eukaryota; Fungi; Ascomycota; Sordariomycetes; Thyridiales; Thyridiaceae
Exons: 4
Coding region: 1-612 (203 amino acids)
Cellular component (GO): CHRAC; nucleus
Molecular function (GO): protein heterodimerization activity
Source: RefSeq, a predicted model, not a curated record
AUGCCUUACAACACGACCGCCAUCCCGCCCAGGAAGGAGGUGACAGGCACAACUCAGCUGCCGUUCGCAGUGUCAAGAGUGAAGAAGAUCGUGGCCGUAGACCCAGAUGUCAACAUGUGCUCAAACAAUGCCGCGUUCGUGAUCACGCUGGCAGCUGAGCUGUUCAUCCAACAUCUCGCCACCGAGGCACAGAACAUGGCCAAGCUGGAGCGUAAGCCGCGCCGAAACAUCCAGUACAAGGACCUAGCUUGGCUGCUGACCCCCCGUGAUACAGCCAACGCGGUCCAGCACGCAGACAACCUCGAGUUUCUCGAGGACGUCAUUCCCAAGACCGCGUCCUACCGGCAGGUCAAGGACCAGGUCGCCGCCACGCAGGCCAGACUCCGAGGCGAUAAGCCCGCCGAGGGGUCGCAGCAGGCCAACGGCGCCAGCAAGAAGCAGCAGGCCAAGUCGGCGGCGCCGCUCGUCAACGGCGGCGGCAACCUGAACGGCUUUGCGCAGUCGGCGUCGUCGAGGUCCAUGCUGAUGGAGGAGGACCCCAGUGCGCAGUUGGAGCUGGAGAUGAGGCAGGCACAUGGGCAGCAUGAUGGGGACGUUGAGAUGAUGGGCUAG